Molecule: messenger RNA, 1296 nt
Organism: Trypanosoma cruzi
Lineage: Eukaryota; Euglenozoa; Kinetoplastea; Trypanosomatida; Trypanosomatidae
Exons: 1
Coding region: 1-1296 (431 amino acids)
Source: RefSeq, a predicted model, not a curated record
AUGAAGGCGCACGCAUCAUGUCAGGGAAACGGGGCGGAUCUUCGUGACGAACUGGAUGCAAGCGUUGAGUGUGGAUCCGGUUAUAUUUGCAUCUACGGGCCACCGAGCAGUGGGAAGACAACGUUGCUCUUGAACUACCUCACCGCACGUGAGAAGCAUGUCCGCAACAUGAAGAGAUCCUUCCACUUAGAGUAUGUGAGUGGCAAGGCUCUGGAAGGCGAUCCGCUGCAACGACUGACCUGGCGACUUCAGCCGCACACAAAGCGCAGGCGGACAGAGUGUUCUCUUCAACAGUUUGGCUGCUUGGUGCGGCAGUGGCUGGAGAGUGCGGAGGAGGGGAGUGAACUACACUUUGUUAUGGACGAUGCUGACAUGUUGGAAGAAGACACAAUUCAAAUCAAUCACUGGCUUUCGGAGUGCCUCACGGUAACCCAAGAGGAGCGUAACCGAAAUAUUGUCUGCCUUUGGAUCGUUUCGCAGAUGCCGCUUCAUCUUUCCAACUGUUUUCGAUUUCAUUUCUUGUCGAAACCUGAUGCAACCGCUCUUCAGACGUGGUUGAAUUCCCUCUUUGCGGCAAAUCAUGGGUUUUUUGGGGGCGAUCUCGAUGUCAGCACCCAACACUUCACGUUGGGACAGGCACACACGGCGGUGGUGGACGCAGUUGCGUACUACAAGACACACCUUCCAAUGCGCGCGAGCAUUGUGGCGCAGGAUCUGCGUCAGCUGCUGCAACGCGUCCAUCAAAUUUUGCCGUUACUUUUGCCACACUACACAAGUGGGCGUCCCAAUGCGAUGCAUCACUCGGCUGCAUGGGGGAAGCGACGGGAGUUUAGUGCAUUAGGGCACAGCAGUGAUCCACUAGUGGCGGCAUUGAAGCGAAUCGGCUAUUCUGCAAUGCUGUGGGCUGUGAGCGCCUUUUACUGUGGUGCUGUUCCUAUGUCAAAACAGGCCUACGUGUUUGAUGAUCAGGAGUUGCAGCGUCGUAGGAACUCGACCGGGACAAAUAGCACGUCACACAGGGCAGCUGUUUUGUCUUCCUCAGCCCAUGUCGUUCAUGUGCCACGUCUCAUGUUGGUGUAUCGGGCUUUACUUAAGAUUUGUGUUCAUCAUAUAGAUCCACUAGAACUUGCUCCGGCUGAGACGGCAGUGCAGCACCAUCAUACGUUGGUCUCGUGGGGCUUGUUGGUCUCGUCCUCACAGAAUUCCAAGGUUUAUCACUGUCAUAUUCCCGUCACUUCUGCAAUCGGUCUCUCUCAGCUGCUUUCGUUGAACCUUUAUGAUCUUAUUCCAAGAUGA